CACCCCAAAGGAGCGUACCGAUGUUAGAUCAUGAAGCAAAGCAGCUACAUUAGUUUUGGGCAACUGAUCUGUACACGCGUUAUUUCAUUUUUGCUUUUGAUUUCGUAAUUACACGUUAACCUCAGGGCAGACCCCAAAAUGGGAUAUCUCACUUCCGAUUUCCUGAGUUUGAUACCAGGCCAUGUUUCAGCACAAAAUGAAGAUAUUUUCAACAUGUUUGAAAAUUUAUCUUAUCCCAUGCUAAAAUACUCCAAAAUCAUGCCAUAUCCAACAGCACAAAAUACCCAGGAGUUUUAGCAAUCAAGUCAAAAAAUAUAAUAAAUGCGGGAACGUCUCAUUUCUACGGUGUAGGGAAGGGAGGGGCUCGCUUUGCUUCAGCUUUAGCUUCCUAGUUUCUAGCUUCCUCAUCGUUCGAUGAGCUUGGCUUGGCUACUAAGCUACUGGGACUACUCAUCAUUGUUUAUGUGGAAAGUUGCCCAUAAAGUGGCUUCGUAUAUUCAGGCAAUAUGUGAUCGGUAAUGUCGCACCGUUUCUGCUACUCAGUUCGGUUUAUAGAAGAAAGUUCUGCAAACAGAGAUGACCACCGCUAUGAAAGUUCGUAAAGUACUGAUUCCCGCGACAGAGCAAAUUGAUUCUCACACGGUGUACUACAUUGAAGUUUACAUAAGGGAAUAUUCUUGGAUUGUGACAAGAAGGUAUAGAGAGUUUUAUGGGCUGCAUGAGAAGCUUGUAAAAAAUCAUGGAGUGGAUCGCUCUCUAAUACCUCCAAAGAAAUACUUUGGAUUUCUUCAGCCUGAGUAUGUGGAAAAGAGACGUCAAGCUCUGGAGGCAUACUUUGAAAUACUGCUGUCAACGUUUGCUGAGAACCUGCCGAAGGAAGUUUUGGAGUUUCUCGAGACUGACAAAUUUGAUGUUUGUGGAGUAACUCAUUCAUUGGCAAAAGAAUUGUUCACAACAGGUGAUGAAAUUCUGAUCAAAGAACAGCAGUUCACCAUGACUCCUCUCCAGUUGCAUUGUGUCACAAGCAGGCUUGGCAUGGCUGCACCCACAUGUGAUUCCCAUGUUCCACACGGAGAGAUAGGUAAUCUCUAUGACUUCUUAUAUCAACUGAAACACUUGAAGAUUUCUGGCAGUAAGAAGCUGGUAGAACUUAGUGACAACAUAACACUGAAAUGUAACCUCGCCAUUUUCAAGGCCUUGACAACACUUGAGAUUGACAGCUGUGAUGUGGAGCCAUUUGAAGGAAUAGGUUAUGUUCAGGGUCAUGUUGAGAAACUUACUGUUCACCAUUCUGUCCAUUUACUGAAGGACAUGCUGGUCGAUGAUGAGAUUUGGGAGCAAGGAGUUUUGGAGAGUGUUGAAGCCGAUGGUUCAGCAUCACUCAGUCCAGCAUUGGACUUCCGAACUUGGACAGCUUUGAUUGAGGCAGAUUUUAGCAGGAAUGACCUGCCCUAUAUUGAUGAAUCAGUGGCUUUGAUGCCAAAUGUCACUCAUUUGAAUCUCAGCCACAACUUGAUAGAUACUGUUGAACAUCUUCAGGGUUUGUCGAAUCUGGUAGAGCUGGAUUUGUCUCACAAUAAAAUAGCAAGUCUUGGAAACAACUUGAACACAAGACUUGGCAACAUCAAGAAAAUAAACCUGGCUGGAAAUGAACUAGAAAGUGUGGAAGGACUUGACAAGAUGUACUCGCUAGCGGAUCUUAACCUCAGUGAGAAUAACUUCACAGAUGUAGGCUCAGUGCUGAUGUUAGGAGAAUUACCAUGCCUGGAAAUUAUCGACUUAAGAGAAAAUGCCAUGACAAAAGAACCCAUGUACCGCAUUAGAGUCUUUACAGCAUUUGAUGACCGGGCAGAACAAGUGCAACUUGAUGGCCAAUGCCCAUCAAGCAGAGAGAUAAACAGAAUUCGUGAACUACUCCAGGAGGAACUGAAUUUUGAGAUCAUUAAUCAUCCAACUCCACCACAGUAUCCAAUGUCGAAAAAAGGCCACAAGAAGGCCAAAAGCAUUGAUAGGGUAAUAGCUCUGGAUUCUGCCUCGGAUAUUCAGCCAAGUUCGUCCUUAACAGGUAGAGUGAACGUUUAGUUUGAAUUAUGGUUGUUGGGAGAUAGACUUUGUGGGUGUUGUGAGCGGCAGAGAAAAUAACAGUCACAACCAGCGUAUUGCCGACGGCAUACACUUGCCAUACAUUUGCCACACAUUUGACAUACAUUUGACAUACAUUUGACAUACA
Molecule: messenger RNA, 2230 nt
Organism: Orbicella faveolata
Lineage: Eukaryota; Metazoa; Cnidaria; Anthozoa; Scleractinia; Merulinidae
Source: RefSeq, a predicted model, not a curated record